UUGCAUUUUUUCUCGAUCGCGCAUAGCGUAAGACUUCUUAGUGAGCCGAUCUGCCGAGAAUAAUCGAGGCUAUCACCGUCUAACCGGAAGAAUUACUGACCGUUAUUUGUUGUUUCUCGUUCGGUCGUACUUUUCAAUAUGUUGGUCGAAGACAGUGUGACUGAGCAAUUCUCAUGGAUUUGAUAGAUGUCAAAGGUGUGUAGAAGCAAUAAAAGUCUUCAGAAUUUCCUUGAAGUUUGGGAUUUCUCAGCCAAUUAGUAAGUGUGCCAGGAAGAAAUAAUUGUAUCGUCGGCGACAGUUCACGAUUGCAGACGACGGAUAAUUGAACGUAAUUAGAGCUUACCGAGGCAUGUCGGCGCGAGGCCCAGACGGAAAUAGAGAAGCGCACCCCUGCCUCGAGAGAUGGGGCUAAGCAGAUAGGAGCCGGAGAGGAGCGUGGACGUGGGCCGUGAUGCUGGCGAGGAGUGCGAUGCUCGCCCAGCGCGUCCUUGCUAUUCUUUUCAUCGUCAACGUGCCUAUCGUGAGGUGCCUAGUGCCGGAUUUCCAGCAUCCGAUGCAGAACGUAACGGUGCCGAAGGGUCGUGACGCGACGUUCACGUGCGUGGUGAACAACAUGGGUGGAUACCGGGUGAGUCCUUCCUCCUCCGCGAGCGGUGAUCACGCUGGUGCCAAUCCUCGGGUGGCCUGGAUCAAGGUGGACACAAAAGCAAUCCUCGCCAUCCACGAGCACGUCAUCACCAACAACGCCCGGCUCUCGGUCACGCACAACGACUUCAACACGUGGACGCUCAACAUCAAGGACGCGAGACCCGAGGAUCGGGGAACCUACAUGUGCCAGGUCAACACUGAUCCCAUGAAAAGCCAGAGUGCAGUUUUGGAAGUUGUCAUACCACCGGACAUUAUCUACGAGGAGACCUCGAGUGAUUUAAUGGUCCCGGAGGGAGGUUCCGUCAAACUCCUGUGUAAAGCGCGAGGCUACCCUAAGCCUGAAAUCAAUUGGAAACGCGAAGACGGACAGGACAUCGUCUCCAGGGCGCCAAGCGGCAGUAGAACAAAGGUACCACAGGCACAAGGGGAGGUGUUGAGCUUCCCCAACGUCGGCAGGAGCGAAAUGGGAGCUUACAUGUGUAUAGCAAGCAAUGGUGUGCCACCUUCGGUGAGCAAGAGGAUGAUGCUGCAAGUUCAUUUUCGACCAUUGAUUGAGGUGCCGAAUCAACUGGUAGGCGCGCCUAUGGGAACGGAUGUGACGCUUUCGUGCAAAGUUGAAGCCUCGCCGAAGCCUAUUAAUUACUGGACGCGCGAAAAUGGGGAAAUGAUAAUAACCAACGACAAAUACUACAUGUCUGAGGAAGCGACAAACAUGUACAGCUCCUGGAUGCAACUGAUCAUUCGCAAACUUGAAGCACGUGAUUUCGGCGGCUACAAGUGCAUUUCGAAAAACUCGUUAGGUGACGCCGAAAGUGGCAUCAGAUUGUACGAAAUAGCACUGCAGGAUAGAAAAGGCGACAACGACUUUGAGAGCGACGAGCGCGAGCAAAGCAACCGGCUGAACCACGUGUACCAAGGCUCGCUGCGCGAGAGCGGCGCGACCCUCCAACCGAGGGGUAAUGCGGCCACGGCUGCGGCGACAGCGUCUUCUUCUUUCGACAGCAACAUGCAAGUGGCGAGGCUCCGGAUGACUCUGCUACUGCUGUUGCUGCCAGUGUUGAUCGCCAGGGCGUAAGUGGCCCGUGCUCUCUCACUCACUCGGUCACGCUCACCUGUAAAAAGUUGCAUAGUACCUAUAAGCUAUACACCAGCGCCACCAACAUGCCCCGGGUUCUGGCUCGUUCGCGACUCGGAGCUCGGCUAUCCUAUCUCACCUAUUGGCUUUUCCGCGUGUCCCCAGGACAUGCUCGUUAAUUUGAUUCGUUCGUUCUUGUCGCUAGGUCGAUAGUCUCGCGCCGAUAACACGAACGCAGCCGAGUCCGGAACAAUAACUGUUAUUAUUGUGCGGAUACAAAAGCAUUGUACAUAGACCUUAUCAAAAAUGGAUAAGCGCACCUGGAGAAAGCUUAUUUAUUGAAAAUGUUACUUUAGUCCUGGCUUUGAUGUUUUAGCGAUUUCGAUGCGUAUGCAAUUCGAAUGAGUGACAUCCUCAUAGAUUAUGUGCGCAUUUGAAAAGUUAAAAGCAACCGCUGUCGUGCCAAAGUUACUUGAGUUGUUCGUGAGUACGGAAAUAAUUAUGGAAGAAUGCACCGUUGAAAAUUAUCGUUGACUUUAUUAUAACUACUCGAGGCUCACGACUACUGAAAUGUCCAAAAAUGAAAUUUCGUUGCAUGUCGUUCCUGUUUCUACAAUCUAAUGAUGUAGGGGAUAAAGCAAGUUGAAAGAUAAGAUUAAGGAAUCUAAAAAAGUUCACUAGGGAAUGCUGAAACAUUCAGUGCCCGAUUCCCGAACGACAAGCCUAAAUGAUUUAGCAUACACGCUAGACAAUGUAGGAUGAAGGAGGCUAAGUGACAUGACGUAAAGAUUGAUCUGUAGAUUGAAAUUCUAGCGACCUAUAUUGCUCUGCUUGUACCGAGGACACGGUGUUCAUGCGCGUGAAAGAUGGAAUUGAGAACUGCGGGCGGAACGCGACAGGUUUUCCGCACAGCGUUUUCCGUGAUUGCGCACAUUUCAUUAUCCGAUAUAAUUCCGGUUGCCUCUUGGCCCCUCUCCCUUUUCACUUUUCUCCGCUUUCUUCUUGCGCCAUGCUCGCACUUCAUAUCGCAGAUUAGCGAGCACCUGUUGCUGCUGCUACCGCUGCAGCCAACAGUGCCGCCAGCUACGCUGCUCCUCUGGAAAUCUAAUUGCUUCCUCGGCGCAAGAAUCGACUCCGGCUUGCGGAUAUAUUAUAUAUCCGUACUUCGCCAAAGAAAACUCUUUAAUAAUCUCGAUGCACUACUCUCUGAUCUGCUCCGGCAAGUUGCUGCUGCGGAUGAAAGUUUUUCGCGAACUCCUUAAUUAAGAACACGAUUUGCCUCUCACGCUCCAUCGUACACUCGGUAUUCGAUUUUCGAAAUUUUUACACCAAUUCGAUCACUAUUUCUUGUAAAUGGUCCAAAAAACAUAUCAUUUCUACUGACUAGGCAAGUGGCGUUAGAUCCAUAAAGUUCUAUAGUGUUUGUACAUUUAGUAAAUUGUAACUCUUGUCAAUUAAAGUUUUUUAGUGCGUGUUUCAGUUAUAUUAAUACUGUCUUAUAACAAAACAAAAAAAUGACUUAAUUACAGUUGAAUAGACCUUCUCUACAGCAUUUGUCAUGGAAUUAGUAUACUUUAUUUUUUUAUACGUGUGUAAAUAUCUUUUCAGUACGUUUUUUCAUAAUUUUCCACUUGAAAAGGUUUAUGUGCAUCAGAAAAUGUUUAAUUACUCAUAAAAUGUCAACUUAGCACAUUUAUUUUUCUGUCAGAAGAAUGCGUAAUAUCAAAUAGGUUUAUCAUAUUAAAAAAUAAUACGACAGUUUCCGUAUGCUAACUCGCAAUCAUCUUAUAAAAUUUUACUGACUGAUUCUAUACUGAUUUUUUCAUACUCUGAAAGGAUAUACACUUUUUACUCACUGCAAUAAUGAAAGUACAUAAC
This is a messenger RNA of Phymastichus coffea, 3601 nucleotides long. It is a transcript of the gene DIP-beta, whose product is annotated as lachesin. Lineage: Eukaryota; Metazoa; Arthropoda; Insecta; Hymenoptera; Eulophidae. The transcript has 9 exons. The coding region runs from base 452 to 1723 and encodes 423 amino acids. The record is from RefSeq and is a predicted model, not a curated record. Gene Ontology annotation, cellular component: neuron projection.